Panicum hallii is the source of this 1055-nucleotide messenger RNA. Its product is annotated as L10-interacting MYB domain-containing protein-like. NCBI's taxonomy places the organism in Eukaryota, Viridiplantae, Streptophyta, Magnoliopsida, Poales, Poaceae. The record is from RefSeq and is a predicted model, not a curated record. Bases 1 to 888 code for a protein of 295 amino acids. The transcript has 2 exons.
AUGGCUGAAAACGCUGAUUGGAAUGAGGAGAAUACUAGACUUCUAUGUGAGUUGUUUGCUGAACAAGUGAGAGCACACAAUCGCAGUGGCACUCAUCUUAACAGGACUGGGUACAAAAAUGUUAUGGAAAAGUUUAAGGAGAUGACUGAAUUGGAUUAUAGCAAGCUGCAAUUUAAGAACAAAUGGGAUAAGAUGCGGAAAGAGUAUGGUAACUGGAAAAGAUUGUCCAGGGAAACUGGGUUAGGAUGGGACCCUGUGAAGAAGACAUAUACUGCACCUGACGCUUGGUGGAAGAAGGAAAAUAAGGUAUACAAAGGAAUUGCCAAGUUCAAGGAUGGUCCUCUUCAGCAUGAAGAUUUAAAGACCAUUAUGUUUGAAGACAUUCGGAACACGGGAGAUGAUCAUUGGUCUCCUUCUAGUGGUGCUGCACCUAACACUCAAGACACCGAACCAGACGAUGACAAAGAUGAAGAUUACGAGGCUAAUGAAGCCAGUGAUGAUUGUCAUGAGAUCUCCCCUGAACCUUCGAAAGGAAAGCGGCCUGCACCUACUAGCCGAAAGGAUAAGGGUAAAAAACCAAAAACUUCAGGAGGACAUUGGGUGCAGGAUCAACUGACCAAGCUUGUUUCCAUGAGCGAGAGGAGUACUGCCUCAUGUGAGUCUUUGGCAAGGAGGGAGGAUACUUCUGGGUGUUCAAUCAAGGAUGUCAUGAUUUUGGUUAGAGAGUGUGGUGCUGUUCCAGGAAGCAAAGAACACUUCAUAGCUUCUCAAGUCUUCAUCAAGCGAGCUGAGAGGGAGAUGUUUAUGACUUUGGAGACGCCGGAAGAACGGUUCCAGUGGCUUACAAUGAAGCAUAAUUGGCUCACAAGGAAUGAUUCGACCAUGUAGUGUGAGAACAGGCUUGUGACGUGUUCAUUGUAUCAAUUUUCAUGAGUUUGUUACAUUAUUCCCUGCUGCGUGCAAGCUGUUAUUUUUUCCCUUCCAAAACCUUUACCAUGGUACUGUGCUGUAACAAUUUUUCAUGAACCUAGCAUAAUCUUCCUGUUGUCUUGUAA